AGAGGAAAAAGGAAUUCCCUGGCGCGAUGAGGUUCCGGUUCUGUGGUGAUCCGGACUGUCCCGACUGGGUCCUGGCAGAGAUCAGCACGCUGGCCAAGACGUCCUCUGUGAAGUUGCGGCUGCUCUGCAGCCAGGUACUAAAGGGCCUGCUGGGACAGGGGACUGAUUAUGAGAAGAUCCUGAACCUCAUGGCUGACACCAAGUUUGAGUCAGGCGAUGUGAAGGCCACAGUGGCAGUGCUGAGCUUCAUCCUCUCCAGUGCGGCCAAGCACAGUGUUGAUGGCGAAUCCUUAUCCAGCGAACUGCAGCAGCUGGGGCUGCCCACAGAGCACGCCGCCGGCCUGUGCCGCUGUUACCAGGAGAAGCAAAUUCCCUGGCAGAAGCACUUGUGGGUCUGCAGCCUACGCACAAACAGGUUGGCAGGUGCGGGCUGGCGGGCAGACUACACCCUGAGCUCCAGCCUGCUGCAGUCUGUGGAAGAGCCUAUGGUGCACCUGCGCCUGGAGGUGGCAGCUGCCCCAGGUACCCCAGCCCAGCCUGUUGCCAUGUCCCUCUCAGCAGACAAGUUCCAGGUCCUCCUGGCAGAGCUGAAGCAGGCCCAGACCCUGAUGAGCUCCCUGGGCUGAGAAGGGAGUUACAGGCCUGUGUGGAGCCGCCUUACCUGUAUGGAGUCAUGCCCUCUGCACUGCUCUUCAGGAGGUGCCCCGCUUCUAGGAAACUGGGGCCCUAGCUGGGCUCUGGCCUCCCAGAUCCCCGGCUGCCUCACUUCUCUCUUGAGAGCUCGGCUUAGGGCUCGUGAGGACCUUUCCCAGCAUUCCCUUCCCUUCCCUUGAAAGGCAGUUGUUGGCCAUUUUUGUGAGCAGGAAAAAUAAACAGAAGCAUAAAAAAAAAAAAAAG
This is a messenger RNA of Callithrix jacchus (white-tufted-ear marmoset), 897 nucleotides long. The record is from RefSeq and is a predicted model, not a curated record. Lineage: Eukaryota; Metazoa; Chordata; Mammalia; Primates; Cebidae.